Molecule: messenger RNA, 363 nt
Organism: Coccomyxa subellipsoidea C-169
Lineage: Eukaryota; Viridiplantae; Chlorophyta; Trebouxiophyceae; Coccomyxaceae
Exons: 4
Coding region: 1-363 (120 amino acids)
Biological process (GO): DNA-templated transcription; termination of RNA polymerase I transcription
Cellular component (GO): RNA polymerase I complex
Molecular function (GO): DNA-directed RNA polymerase activity; nucleic acid binding; zinc ion binding
Source: RefSeq, a predicted model, not a curated record
AUGUCAGCAUCGAAGGAAUGGAUGUUCUGUCCUUUGACUGGAUCUCUGCUGACAUUAGACGCGACAUCUGGAGUGGCGAAAUGUCCCAUCUCGGGGUGGCAACGCAAGCUAGAAGACUUGGAUGGAAGCGUGACGGUGAGCAAAAGCAACAUUCAGGAUUACAGGAGGCGAUUCAAUCUGGAGCCCCUUGUGAAGGAAAAGAAGAAAGAAGAUGAAUUUUUAGAGCAGCAGGGCCGAACCAGAGCAACGGUGGAUGAUGAUUGUCCCAAGUGCGGCAAUCACGGAAUGGAGUACUACACCCGCCAGCUACGCUCUGCUGAUGAAGGACAGACAAUAUUUUACGAGUGCCCAAACUGCGGGUGA